AUGGGGGUGUGGAGAGAGAGGGAGGAUGGAGGGAUGAGGGAGGGAGGGAGGGAGGGAGGGAGGCGGGCGCCCCCUCCUCCUCCUCCUCCUCCAUCCCUCCUCCUCCAUCCCUCCAUCCCUCCUCCAUGCCUCCGGAGGGUGCGCGCGGCGGCCAUGGCGAAGAUGCGCGUGUCCUACGAGUACUCGGAGGCCGAGGACAAGAGCAUCCGGCUGGGCUUGUUCCUGAUCGCCUGCGGGAUCCUCAGCCUCUUCAUCCUGGGCUUCUGCUGGCUCAGCCCCACGCUGCAGAGCCUCCAGAGCAAACCGGCCAACUGCACGGAGAUGUUCGAGUGUGUGUUCACCUGUGGGGCGGACUGUAAGGGCACCUCUCUCUACCCCUGCCUGCAGAUCUUUGUCAACAACUCCGAGUCCAACUCCGUGGCCCUGCUGCACUUUAAUGAGCAGCAGCUGGUCCUCAACCCAAAGUGCUCGUACGUCCCCCCCUGUGAGAGGGACAACCAGAGGAACAGAGACAACGUCCUGUGGUGGGAGGAUUUCUUCACCAAAGAGGUCAGCAAUGGCUCCUUCACCUGCUACUUCAACCAGCAGAGGAGAUCGAUGCUACAGCAGGAGAUUGCAGACGUCCGGCUCUGCCGAGGCGUUUUGAGACAGGCUCCGCUCUCUGACCCCAUAAAAAAAGACUCCUGA
Menidia menidia (Atlantic silverside) is the source of this 687-nucleotide messenger RNA. The record is from the annotation of a GenBank genome assembly. Lineage: Eukaryota; Metazoa; Chordata; Actinopteri; Atheriniformes; Atherinopsidae.